This is a messenger RNA of Portunus trituberculatus (swimming crab), 4378 nucleotides long. RefSeq names its product hemicentin-1-like. Lineage: Eukaryota; Metazoa; Arthropoda; Malacostraca; Decapoda; Portunidae. The transcript has 15 exons. Bases 323 to 3496 code for a protein of 1057 amino acids. The record is from RefSeq and is a predicted model, not a curated record.
GCCUUGGCCACGGUGAAGGGGAGACACGCCGCUCCCUCUGCCUGAUGCACUCUCCCUGCCCUCCUCACUCCCCUCUUGGUCCAUCGCAAAUCCUCAACGCCGCUCCCCUGACCUGUGACCCCUGACCUCUCAAACUCCCCCACCGCCAUGCCCGCCGCUCCAGAAUGAAGCUUGUGUUGCGAUAUAUAGAAAAAACAUUACCCAAAGUGCUCUGUACAAGGCCAUAUGUCCCUGGCUCUAACUUCCUUCAGUAAAGACGAGAAAGACCAGCCGCGCCUUCUUCUCCGUGAAUAAGAUGGUCAAUGAGAAAUAGUUUACAUACAUGCGGCUGGCGACUUGUGCAGCGUGUGGUGGCGGUGGUGGUGGUGGUGGCGGCGGUGGUAGUGGUGCUGUGAUGGUGGUUGGUAGUGGUAGUGGUGGUGGUGCUCGCGGUGUGGUGGUGCUUGUGGUGGUGGUGUUGGUAGUAGUGCUGGGUGGGGAGGGGAGAGGUUGUGGUGGGGAAAGGUUACCUCGCUCGCCAUCACACGCUCGAGCUCUUCAAAAUACCCUUCCGUCAGCCCCAAGUGACAUGAAGCCUGAUGUGUUAUCCAGGUACCCCGGCCAAGAUGACUAUAUCAGCCCCACGAGGGAACUCUGGGCAGCUGACGGACGCUCUGCCCACCUCGCCUGCAACCUCACGUCGCCCCUGCCUCACGACACACCUCGCCUCGUGCUGUGGUACAAGAAAGGACUGCUCAAACCCAUCUAUAGCUACGACAUGAGGAACGGGCCGGCGCUACAUCGGAAGAUCAACUCCCACUUGGGUUCCCGCAUUACCUUCGAUGGCGCCCGGAAUGUUCUCGUCAUCCAGCGAGUCAGAAUCGGCGACGGGGGCAUCUACCGGUGUCGCGUGCACUUCAGGACAAACCCGACACUCACCUACACCACCAACCUGUCAGUGCUAAUCCCGCCGCGUCACAUGAUGGUCUACACGGAGAUGGGCGAGGAGGCGAAGGGAAACAUAGGACCUUACGUGGAGGGCGACAACCUCACCCUCCACUGCAGAGUACGAGGCGGCUAUCCAUCCCCGAGAGUCACCUGGUGGAAUGGGGAAGAGCUGCUCGACUCGGAGGUGGAAGAAGAAGAGACAGAGGUGGUGACGAACACGCUGACUAUAUCCCAUCUUACCCGGGACGACCUACAUAAGAAACUGACCUGCCAUGCCAAUAAUAACAACCUGACAGAGUCUCUCGCCACCACGAUCACUGUCGACAUGCACUUCCCCCCGCUGAUGGUGACGGUGAUGGGGGAACGCAAACCUCUAAGCGCUGGAAGACCGUACGAUAUCCAAUGCCUGGUAAUGGGAGCCCGGCCACCUGCCAUCGUUACCUGGCGCCUUGAUGAUGCCAGACUCAACACUCACAGUGAAAAGCUAACGGAGGAAGGGAACGUGACGAGAAGCGAGCUGAGGUGGACACCAAGCGUGAGGGACGAAGGCAGAGUCCUCGCUUGUCGAGCCGAAUCACCGACUCUCUCCACACCGCCUCUCACAGACCAGUGGAAGCUGCAAGUGUUCCACGUUCCAGUGACGAGGUUGCGGCCUGGUCGUUCCCUCAACCUGAGCAGCAUCGAGGAAGGGGACGAUGUUUACUUCGAGUGCUCCAUCAAGGCCAACCCCCCCGUGACCCAGAUCUCUUGGCUCCAUGAGGGUAAGAAACUAGAGCAUAACGUGACUGCAGGAGUGAUUAUCAGCAACCAAUCGCUCGUCCUGCAGAAGGUGACGAGAGAUGAGUCAGGGAACUACUACUGCGUCGCCACCAACAUCGAGGGUGACGGCCACUCCAACCCCAUCGUCCUCCGAGUCAAGUACGCUCCAGUGUGUAAGGAGGGUCAGGAGGCUUACCACGGCGCGGCCAAGCAUGAGGAGGUGCAGAUCCCAUGCCAGGUGGAUGCUCACCCUCUGCCGACCUCCUUCAAGUGGACCUUCAACAACAGUGGCGAAAGUGUUGACAUUCCCCAGACGCAUACGGAUAAGCGAGGGUGGCAGUCCACGGUUCGCUACACGCCAAACACGGAGCUGGACUACGGAACGAUGCUCUGCUGGGGGACUAAUCCUGUAGGGACUCAGCUCACCCCCUGUGUCUUCCAUAUCUUCCCCGCUGGCCGCCCUGACCCCGUUCAUAACUGCUCGGUGUAUAACUUGUCUGUGACGGUGGUGAACGCUCGCUGUGUGGCGGGCUUUGAUGGGGGACUCCCGCAAACGUUUAUCCUUGAACUCUACGAGCCUCACUCACACAAACUAUUAGCCAACGUAACCAGCAAGGUGCCGGAGUUCAGCGUACCAGGGCUUUCCGCCGGGCUGGCACUGAUGGGCGUUGUGUUUUCCACGAACGAGAAGGGGCGCGGCGAAAUGGUCUCUUUCCCCGCCUACACCAUCAAGGACGUUGCCGAGAGACGAACAGCUGCCGUGAAGCCUCCCCCCGCCCAUGACAAGAGCUCUACACCCCUCACGCUCAAGUCCAUUAUUGCUCUGGCGGUGGGCGGGGCCGUGGGCGUGCUGGUGGUGGGCGUGGUGGCGUGCGUGGUGGUGAAGCUGAGAUCAGAGGGCCGGAGGGACUGUGGAAGACAUCAGAGGCUGGUGGAGGGAGGUGUGGUGGUGGUGGAGGGGAGGGGUAAAGAGGAGGGAAGGGGAACGACGCCUCCUCCCUCCACUACCCACACCGCCACCACCCUCCAGGACGUGCCUCCACUUCCCCUUUCCUCCUCCACCGCAUCCUCCAGGGACACGGAGGAGGUGAAUCCUGAUCUCAUUCCACACACAGAAAGCGAGACGUGGAUGGCAGGGAUGGGAGGCGUGACCACUAUCAGCACAGUUACCCUGCCGCCAUCCUACACCACCCUGCCGCCCUCAUAUGCCACCCUGCCGAGAACCGCGCACCUGCACUCCCACACCUCUGCGUAUCAGCAAACACAGCAGCAGCAGCAGCAGCAGCAGCAGCAGCAGCAGCAGCAGCAGCAACAGCAGCAGCAGCAGGACGUGUGCAGCCUCACCACCACUACCGCCGCCGCCGCCACCACCACCAAGUACACCGAACUCGUGCUGACUGGCCCCACUCCCCCCAUUCCUCCCCAUCACCACCACCACCACCACCAUCACCAUGCCACCACCGCCACCCCUACCACCCCUCCCCCUCCUCCGCCACCAUCACAACGAGUCAUGUACACCUCGCCUGAUGCUCACCACCACCUCCACCACCACCACCACCACCUCCUGCACCACCACCACCAUCACCCACACUACCCACACGCACACCCACACGCGGCCGGCGGCUCUCCCUCCCGCAGCCCUCAGCCUCACCGCAGCGCCCAGCCGCUCCACGCGCAGGAGUCUUGGCAGCCGGCGGAGAGGCGGAUCGUGAGACGACACUCCCUUCGCCGUGAUCCUUAUAUGUGUCACGAUAAAGGAUCGCCGCCCCCUCCCCUCCCCCCACAAGGCCAGAAGGAGAGCUCCGUCUAGGCAAUCAUCCCCAAGAAUCCCUUCAAUCAAGUUCGCUUCACCUUUCAAGUCCACCUUAUCAAAACACUUUUCAAGGGAAUGUGCGUAUCCUGGACGUGACACUGCUACCCUCACUACUUCAGCUUCCCAGGGCAUCAGGGUAAGGAUGCGCCUCUAUAGCAUUGAAGGAACGCCUCAAACGACAAAGGGAUGGAGGCUUAAGGAUCCACCCGCCUGAUAGUGUGCGCGAGCCAUUUGUCUCUCUCUCUCUAUCCCCCAAAGUGGCCACACCGAUGCUGCAGGCUCACGUCCACACACUCCGGGCUGCCUUCCUUAUCAACUGAUCGAUUUCUUGCCGUCUUCCUUCUUUUACGCCGGCACAAACCAGGCCAAGGAACCAUCAUUCGUCUAUGUCUCUGCCUCUCGCCUCUCGCCUCCCCUUUCUCUCCUUUGCUAAAUCCAGCCCCUCCCACUCACUUAGUCUCUCUCUCUCUCUCUCUCUCUCUCUCUCUCUCUCUCUCUCUCUCUCUCUCUCUCUCCUUCUUAACCCCUAUUAUUACUAUUACUACUAUUACUGUUGCUGCUGCUGCUGCUGUUGCUACUGCUACUACUACUAUUGCUGUUCCUACUGUUAUUUUUCGAGUCCCAGAUCACAAGGUCCCAUUCAUGUGAAAACUGUCGGACGCAAGGACGUUCACGUGGUGUCACUCUUAAACCCCCACGUCAAUCAAACAUCAAACAUUACUACAGCGCCAACCCCGCCACCACCCCUAGCGAGGCUGUCACUUCGGCCAGUUUAGAGAAAAAAAUAAGAUUAGAAAAUAUAUAGAAAAACACAUCCAAAGGUGCUUUGAUCUCUCUCUCUCUCUCUCUCUCUCUCUCUCUCUCUCUCUCUCUCUCUCU